Molecule: messenger RNA, 513 nt
Organism: Salvia miltiorrhiza (redroot sage)
Lineage: Eukaryota; Viridiplantae; Streptophyta; Magnoliopsida; Lamiales; Lamiaceae
Product: DNA repair protein RAD50-like
Exons: 4
Coding region: 60-335 (91 amino acids)
Biological process (GO): chromosome organization involved in meiotic cell cycle; double-strand break repair; telomere maintenance via recombination
Cellular component (GO): condensed nuclear chromosome; Mre11 complex
Molecular function (GO): double-stranded telomeric DNA binding; single-stranded telomeric DNA binding; G-quadruplex DNA binding
Source: RefSeq, a predicted model, not a curated record
CCUUAGUGGAUGAAGUGCAUCAGCAACUUAAUACUUGAUAAUCGUGUCACUACAUCUUAAUGUAUUCUAGUUCAAUGUUGCUUAAUGUAUAUUUGGUGUUAAUGCAAACUGGUGAUGCACAACUAGAAAUGAGAGGAAGGUGUAGUGUCGGUCAAAAGGUUCUUGCUUCACUUAUCAUAAGAUUGGCAGUAGCGGAAACCUUUUGCCUUAAUUGCGGAAUACUUGCACUGGAUGAACCAACCACAAACUUGGAUGGCCCCAACUCCGAGUCUUGCAGCAGCUUUACUUAUGGGUCCAACCUAUGGUUACAGGGGAAAGGUGUUGCUUGCUUUUGAGGAUAAUGACUCUUCCAAAAUUGGUGUUAGAUUUGAUAGGACUUUUCAUUUAUAUCGAAUUGCAUUUUGGAUUGUUUAGUUAUUGAAAUGUUGAAUUCAUAUAUCAAAAGAAUAUGAUAUGAUUGUAUUUGUACAGUAAGUGCCUUUAUAUAGUAAUUUUGGGGCAUAAAAUUUUUAA